CGAUCAAUCAUUAUCUUUAAUUACUAAAAGAUAUUUAAUGAAAUUCUUAAAAUUUGUUUUAACUGAUAAUAAUGAUCCAAUUAAAAAACAAACUUUGAUUGAUCAUUCAAAUACUCCUAUUGAAACAUUUUUAAGUUCGAAUUUUAAUUUGGAACCUCCUCAAAUUAAUGAAUUGGUUUAUUCAAUUGGUUUAACUACUAAAUCUUCGACUAAAACUCCUGAAGCAAUUUCAAAAAUUAAAAGAUUUUUAAUUUCUUUUGAUGUUUAUGGUAACUUCCCAGUUAUGGUUCUGAAAUAUGGUGGUCCCGGUGAAAUUUCUCAAGGUUUUUGUCGUAGUGCUGCAGUGGCUGGUACCACUUAUAAAUUAAAUACUUCAUUAGUUGAUUUUGAUCCUCAACUGAAAGUUGCCCAAUUUAAUGAUGGUAGCCAUAUUAAAAUUAAUGAAAAAAUUAUUGUCGCUCCAACUCAAGUUCCUAAAUUUUUACAAUCUAAUUAUAAUGAAGUUUCUGAAAAUUUGAAAACUUAUAAUAUUACAAGAUUAAUCACUGUGGUUAGAAAAGAUUGUAAAGAGUGGAUGUCUGAAAAUGAAUCUUCUGCAAUUGUCGUUUUUCCUCCAAAAUCUUUACCUUCAAAUAAUUCUCAAGUGGUUCAGGUUAUUAUUCAAAAUGGUGGUACUGGUAUUUGUCCCGAUGGUCAAUCUAUUUGGUACAGUCAAACUGCUGAACAAGACCCAAGUCAAUCAAAAUCCGAUUUAGAAUGUGCUUUUGAGAAAAUGGAAUCUUCCAUCUUAAGAGAAUCCUCGAAUGACUUAGAUGAUGUUUUAACUAACGAGGACUUUGUGGUAAAUCCUCAAGGCACUCCGAUCUUAGUCAAUUCUUUUAAAUUAGGUGAAUCUUUACAAAAUUUUGUUCCAAAAGAAAAAUUAGAAAUUGUGGUUAAAGUUGGUUUUGUUCAAACUACUUUUAUAAAACCUGACUUAUCAAAUGUUUUAAUCCCUGAUGAUUCAAAUAAUAUCUCCAAGAAAGUCGUUCCUGAUUCAGAAGAUAUAAUUUUUGCUAAUAUGCCUUCUUCUGAAAUUAGUUACGAUGGUAUUGUCAGUGAAGCAAAAUUAUUAUAUCAAAGAAUUACCGGUACUGAUGAGGAUUUCUUCGAUGUGGAUUUCGAAGAUGAAGAUGAAGAAAACUCUAAUACAAUUAGUUCAACUAGUAAUGGUGCCAAUGGCGCUAGUGCUGUUAGAGCCUCAAACCCUGGUGAUACUGAUAAUGAAAUGGCCAUUGAUGAUAGCGAUGAUGAUUCAGCCGCUAGUCACCAUCAUGAGCCAUUCGGUGCCGCUGAAAUGGAGUUGUAAGUGCCUUUAAUUUUAUUAUGUUUCGGAUGUUUCCCCAAUGAUAUGGUAUUUAUAGAAUUCGAUUGAUGAAUUGAAUUACAACUUCAUUAAUCCUUUAUGUCUCUUUUUCCCCUUUUUUUUCAAAUUUUGGUUUUACCUGACUCUACUCUACCGGGUUUUAAUUUAUUAUAUGCUCUUUUAUCAGACAUCUAAUCCAUCAAUUGCUUAUCAGUUUGCUUUAUCUCUUUGUUUAAUUCUCUCUAGUUUGCUUUUAUUAUCUUUUUUAUCUUAUCUUAUUUUAUGAAGAUAUUUCUGUUGAUCACCAAUAUAUUCUAAUUCACCUUUUUCAUUUCAGUCCUUUACCAGUUCCUUAUUCCGUUUCUUUUUCUUACGAGUGAGACUUAAUGUCAAUGCCUAUAUAUAUUAAUC
Molecule: messenger RNA, 1756 nt
Organism: Hyphopichia burtonii NRRL Y-1933
Lineage: Eukaryota; Fungi; Ascomycota; Pichiomycetes; Serinales; Debaryomycetaceae
Product: GTPase-activating protein
Exons: 1
Coding region: 38-1348 (436 amino acids)
Biological process (GO): vesicle-mediated transport; protein geranylgeranylation; small GTPase-mediated signal transduction
Cellular component (GO): cytoplasm; cytosol; Rab-protein geranylgeranyltransferase complex
Molecular function (GO): GDP-dissociation inhibitor activity
Source: RefSeq, a predicted model, not a curated record